CAUCAUCAUUUGUAUUAAUAAAAUGCCCGAGUGCGAUGUCUAAUUUUUUUAUGAUCUCAACCGUGUCUCCUCCAUUGCCCCCACCCCCAAUGGAACAUUUUUUUUUGGCUGCGGUUGGUGUCCUGUCAAUCGCCCCCCGUGGUUCGUGCGGAUGCAUGUAGACACUAGUGUUAGUUUAGACAGCAAAUUGAUCGGACCAUGUUUAAUCGACAGUCGUGCCAACGGUCGCCGACAAUGUUUAUCUGCAAGCACACCGUAAACCAAACCCCCGAACUGCCCCGCCCGGCCAGUGACGUAUCUGACGUGUUGUGUUGAUUAUUCCCUCUGCCUACGGUACCGAGUAACAUCGCUUUUUUUUUUACUGAUCCGUCACCGUCGGCCUUUUCCUGCUGCCUUGUCGUGUUCCUCUGCUCCCUGCGCUUCCAGUUUCGUUGACAAGCGGGCUCGCCCGGAACGAGUCCAGAUUUUAGAUACAAAUCCAAAUCCUCGAUCGCACGAGUUGCUGUGGCAAACACCUGUACGUACGGUACGACCAGCACGAGCGCCCGACACGGGGUGGCCAGCACCAGCAGCGCCGGGCGACCCGACCCCUCUCGUCGCCAUCACGCCUCAAUAAUUCACUGCGCACCCGGCCGCGAUCGCCACCACCAGUGGCACUGCGCGUACGCAGCCCGCCAAUAAUAUAACUCCCAAAGCAGAGGCCGAAACCCGCGACGCGCACGCCCAGUGCGACCACCACACACAAGGGUGGUGCCAAGGAGCCGCACUGCCGAUCAUGUCCACGCCCCGCCACCGCCUGGUCACCGCCUCCCCGUCCCUCCGCUUCCUCGGCCUGCUCAAGCAACCCGACCAUGCCAGCGCCCAGGACCUGGAGCUCGACGAGCGCGACGUCGUCUGGUCCUCCUCCUCCUCCUCCUCCUCCAGCGCGGCCUCCUCGCCCUCGCCUUCCUCCUCGCCGUCCCCGGCCGCCAGCCUCCGGAGGCCGGUCUCCGCGUCGUCCUCCCGCCACUUCCCCGCGGGCAGCAUGGGGCUGUCCGCGCUGCUCGCCGACGACCACCACCACCAGCGCGCGCCCACCGCGCCCGUCCCCGUCGUCGCGCGCCCGGAGAGACAGCAGCAGCAGCGCGCCCCGCAGCCGUACCACCGCUCGGCUCCCGUCGCCGUGCCGGCCUGGCCCAAGGCGAUGCAGCCGGUGACGGACAGGCGCCGCCGGGAAGCGGAGCUGCUGCAGGCCGCGCCCGACGACGGUUACGAUGACGGCGAGCCCGUGGUGCCGCCGCACGAGAUGGCCGCGCGCCGCGCCGCGGCGGCGGCGUCGGUGAUGGAAGGCGUCGGCCGCACGCUCAAGGGCCGCGACCUCCGCCGCGUGCGCAACGCCGUCUGGCGCACCACCGGCUUCCUCGACCUGUGAAAAAGGACGUCCCUUUCCUUUGGAGGUUCCGUUUCCUUUCCUUCUCUGGCCACGUCGCUCCACUCCACUUGAGCUGCCUGCCUCGGACGGACCUCGGCUUCUUUCUUCUUGCGUAGCGUAGUGCUGUGCCAGCUGCCAGGCACUGAAAAAAGGCGGCCGUUUCCCCACUAUAUAGGUUCGAAGUUCUACUAGCUUCGUUAUAUCAGGUCAGGUGUAUUUGUUGCGGAAAUGGCUGCAGGUGCUUCGGUGUUUUUCCUGGAAGAGAACUACUGUGAUGUGAUCACUCUGCAACUAAUGUUUCAAGACCUGUGCAACCCUUUUGUCAAAGAAUUUCCUCGGAAGGUGAUCCAGAAUAGCUAAAGCCUGCGUGCGUGUGUGUGUGUAGCAGAGCUCAUGUCACUGUUAAACCCUGUGGUCUAGUGCGCACAAGUGCAAAACAGAUGUGGUGUGUUCAUGGCUUUUUGUAUACCAUUGUGGCUAAUGGAGUGACUUUUUUCUUUCUAUAAAAGCAGUUUUUUCCUCCAUAAAAA
This is a messenger RNA of Zea mays, 1941 nucleotides long. RefSeq names its product OJ000126_13.10 protein. Bases 776 to 1411 code for a protein of 211 amino acids. The record is from RefSeq and is a predicted model, not a curated record. The transcript has a single exon. Lineage: Eukaryota; Viridiplantae; Streptophyta; Magnoliopsida; Poales; Poaceae.